AUGCACAAGGUGUCGGCAGAGUCCUUCCAGGCGGUCACCGUGCUCUUCAGCGACAUUGUCGACUUCUCCAGCAUCGCCGCACAGAGCACCCCCAUCCAGGUGAUGGCCUUCCUGAACCGGCUGUUCAAGACGUUCGACAACCGCAUCGACCGGUUUGACGUGUACAAGGUGGAGGCGGUGGAGACGGUCUACAUGUGCGCCUCCGGCCUGCCGCAUAAAAACGGUGACCGUCACGUGACCGAGGUGGCUGACCUGGCGCUGGAGCUGCUGACCACCUCACGUCGGUUUGAGGUGCCGCACCUCCCGGACCAUCCGUUACAGAUUCGGCUGGGGAUCAACACCGGGCCCUGCGUGGCAGGAGUGGUCGGCACCAAGAUGCCUCGCUACUGCCUCUUCGGAGACACGGUCAACACGGCCGCCAGAAUGGAGCAGAACGGCCUGCCGAUGAAGAUCCACCUGACGCAGAGGACGUGUGACCUCCUGCAGCGGAUGGGAGGGUACCAGAUCGAGUUCAGGGGUCACAUCCAGGUGGAGGGAAAAGGAACGAUGGAGACAUACUGGCUUGUCAGCAAGAAUGAAGACACGUCCUCAAGAAAUGUCGGUAUAUCAAUAUCAGAUGAAUGACGCCAGCCUCUGUUAAACCUGCUUCACAAAGCCGCGAACAAUAGGAUCCCUCAUACACUUAAUUAGAGAGUGUUUGCUGUAUCGGCCUCUCAUUUCGAGCAUACACUUUCAGUGUA
This is a messenger RNA of Amphibalanus amphitrite, 740 nucleotides long. RefSeq names its product atrial natriuretic peptide receptor 2-like. The record is from RefSeq and is a predicted model, not a curated record. Gene Ontology annotation, molecular function: peptide receptor activity; guanylate cyclase activity. The transcript has 6 exons. Gene Ontology annotation, biological process: cGMP biosynthetic process; receptor guanylyl cyclase signaling pathway; intracellular signal transduction. Bases 1 to 624 code for a protein of 207 amino acids. NCBI's taxonomy places the organism in Eukaryota, Metazoa, Arthropoda, Thecostraca, Balanomorpha, Balanidae.